This is a messenger RNA of Capsicum annuum, 714 nucleotides long. RefSeq lists its product as uncharacterized. The record is from RefSeq and is a predicted model, not a curated record. The transcript has 2 exons. Lineage: Eukaryota; Viridiplantae; Streptophyta; Magnoliopsida; Solanales; Solanaceae. Bases 1 to 714 code for a protein of 237 amino acids.
AUGGUCAGGUUCCAACCUGAGGUAGACCAAUAUGAGGAAAUGGAGAACGAUGCCAAACCAAAGGUCGAUCAUGUAUUAGUAAAGGAGAUUCGCGAUCUUAAGGAAGCAAUGAGAAACCUUCAAAUUACUAAGGAAAGCAAAAGCCUAGAAUAUGAGGAUUUGUGUGUGCAACAUAACAUUGACUUGCCUGUAGGAUAUAAGCCUCCAAAGUUUGAUUUAUUCAAUAGAUUCAGUGAUUUACAUGCACAUUUAAGAGACUACUAUGACAAGUUGGUAGGAGUAGGGAGAAACAAAAUGAUUAGAAUGAAAUUAUUCAUAAGAAGUUUGUCUGGUGAAGCUCUUGCUUGGUUCAACACAGAAAUCACACCAGUUAGGUUCUACUUGGCUAAGUUAAAGAAGAAGUCAACUGAGACUUUUAGUCAGUAUGCUCUGCAUUGGAGGGUGGAAGCAGCUAGAGUCCAACCACCAAUGAGUGAAAGUGAAAUGAUCUCUACCUUCAUUGAAUGCCAAGAUAACAGCCUCUACUAUGACAAAAUGAUAACUAUGAUGGGACAAAAGCUCAUGAAAGUCGUCGGAAUAAGGGAAAUCUUGGAAGAUGGGAUAAAAUCAGGAAGAAUCCAAGACUAUACAUCUUUACAAGCUGCAAGCAAAGCAAUUCAAUAUGGUUUCAUUAAUGAGAACAAAAAGAAGAAAGAAGAUGUAUCUUCCCCAUGA